GCUCAUCGGCCACCCUCCAUCUUCCAUUUCCAUGACCUUCACAUUUCUAGAGAGAGAAAGUGUUUCUGUGUCCGUUAGAUAAAUUUUGGAGAUAGAAAAUUUUGGGGGUUUGGGUUUCGGAGUUAGAUAUCAAAUAUGUUGGGAGUGUUUAGCAGUUCAAUAAUGUCGCCGCCGGAUGAGCUGGUGGCAGCAGGUAGCCGGACACCGUCGCCGAAGAUCACAGCGGCGGCGCUGGUGAAUCGGUUUUUACAAACCAAUUCCUCGGCGGUGUCGAUGCAGAUCGGCGAUGAUGCCCAGUUAGCUUAUACUCAUCACAACGAGUCACCUUUACACCCCAGGUCAUUCGCAGUUAAGGAUGACAUAUUUUGCCUGUUUGAGGGAGCACUUGAUAAUCUAGGGAGUCUGAAGCAACAAUACGGGCUUUCAAAGUCUGCAAAUGAGGUGGUUUUGAUGAUUGAAGCAUACAAGGCGCUUCGUGACAGGGCACCUUACCCUCCAAACCAUGUUGUUGGCCACCUAGAAGGGAAUUUUGCAUUUAUUGUCUUCGACAAGGCCACCUCCACCUUGUUUGUGGCUACUGAUGAAAAGGCUAAGGUUCCUCUAUAUUGGGGAAUCACUGCUGAUGGAUGGGUAGCAUUUGCAGAUGAUGCUGACUUGCUUAAAGGUGCUUGUGGCAAGUCCCUUGCAUCUUUCCCUCAAGGUUGCUUCUUCUCCACAGCUUUGGGUGAACUGAGAAGCUAUGAGAAUCCAAAGAAUAAGAUCACUGCAAUUCCAGCUAAAGAGGAAGAAAUAUGGGGAGCAAAGUUCAUGGUGGAAGGGCCAGCAGUAUUUGCAGCCACAAAAUAGAAGUUCAUAAUCUCCUCCACCUGCAAUGUGCAAGUUGCUGCUAAAAGACA
This is a messenger RNA of Coffea arabica (coffee), 896 nucleotides long. Its product is annotated as stem-specific protein TSJT1. NCBI's taxonomy places the organism in Eukaryota, Viridiplantae, Streptophyta, Magnoliopsida, Gentianales, Rubiaceae. The record is from RefSeq and is a predicted model, not a curated record.